Molecule: messenger RNA, 5107 nt
Organism: Felis catus (domestic cat)
Lineage: Eukaryota; Metazoa; Chordata; Mammalia; Carnivora; Felidae
Gene: SGSM2
Product: small G protein signaling modulator 2
Exons: 27
Coding region: 468-3608 (1046 amino acids)
Molecular function (GO): GTPase activator activity
Source: RefSeq, a predicted model, not a curated record
GCAGUCAAAGAGAAACUGCUGUGGAACGUAAAGAAGGAGGUGAAGCAAAUCAUGGAGGAAGCUGUCACCAGGAAGUUUGUGCAUGAAGAUAGCAGCCACAUCAUUGCUCUGUGUGGACUGGUGCCACCAGCUGCCACUCUGGCUGUGUUCAGUGCCGCUUCUCUCCAGAGCACUCUGAAUGGGGCAUACAAUCCCGGGAAACGGUCACCACUUUCCUACAGGCGCUGCAGCCCCAGGACCAAGAGACUGGGACUCACUCACCUGUGUACCACAGGGCCACACAGGACCUCCAGAGACCAAGGGGACAGCCAUGGAGUAGAUACAGGAGCAGGCCAGACAAAGCCCUUAUAGCACAGCAGUGACUGCCUUCCAGUUACUAAAAAUGAAGACGAAAACCAGGUGCAGUGGAGGCUUGCCUGCUACAUCAGCUGAGACGCCGUGCUGCCGGCUUCCUGCGCAGUGACAAGAUGGCAGCCUUGUUCACCAAGGUGGGGAAGACAUGCCCAGUGGCUGGGGAGAUUUGCCACAAGGUACAGGAGCUACAGCAACAAGUAGAGGGCAGGAAACCCUCAGCAGGCAACCAGGAUGCCCUGCGGAGACAGGGCUCUGCCAGCGGGAAGGCCCCGGCUCUCAGCCUACAGGCCUUAAAACACAUAUGGGUACGCACAGCGCUCAUCGAGAAAGUGUUGGACAGGGUCAUGCAGUACCUCGUGGAAAACUGCAGCAAGUACUACGAGAAGGAAGCGUUACUGGCAGAUCCUGUAUUUGGCCCCAUCUUGGCCUCUCUUCUAGUGGGACCUUGUGCCUUGGAGUACACCAAGCUCAAGACUGCUGAUCACUACUGGACUGACCCCUCUGCUGAUGAGCUAGUCCAGAGGCACCGUAUCCGGGGUCCCCCUAAUCGCCAGGACUCCCCUGCAAAGCGCCCAGCCCUAGGAAUUCGGAAGCGGCACUCAAGUGGCAAUGCAUCAGAGGACAGGCUAGCUGCCUGUGCCCGCGAGUAUGUGGAGUCCCUGCACCAGAAUUCAAGAACACGGUUGCUCUACGGCAAGAACAACGUGCUAGUGCAGCCGAAGGAGGACAUGGAGGCUGUCCCUGGCUACCUCUCCCUGCACCAGUCCGCAGAGAGCCUAACUCUGAAAUGGACCCCCAACCAACUCAUGAACGGGACUCUGGGGGACUCCGAGCUGGAGAAAAGCGUUUACUGGGACUAUGCCCUGGUUGUGCCCUUCAGUCAGAUUGUCUGCAUCCACUGCCACCAGCAAAAGAGCGGCGGCACACUCGUGCUGGUGAGCCAGGAUGGCAUCCAGAGGCCGCCACUGCACUUCCCACAGGGAGGACACCUGCUGUCCUUUCUGUCCUGCCUGGAGAAUGGACUUCUGCCCCGAGGACAGCUGGAGCCCCCGCUCUGGACCCAGCAGGGGAAGGGGAAAGUGUUCCCCAAGCUACGGAAACGCAGCAGCGUGCGGACUGUGGACGUGGAGGAGAUGGGCACCGGGAGGGCCACAGACUACGUGUUCCGGAUCAUUUACCCCGGCCACAGGCACGAGCACAUCACUAUUAACUACCACCACCUAGCGGCCAGCCGCGCGGCCUCGGUGGACGAUGAUGAGGAAGAGGAGGAUAAACUGCACGCGAUGCUCUCAAUGAUCUGCUCGCGGAACCUCACAGCUCCCAAUCCGAUGAAAGAUGCGUCCAAGGAACCAUCUUCUGAGGCUGCACCUGGCACAUUCUUCUGGACAGUGGAACUGUGUGCCCAGCCACCACCUCCUCAGUGGCCUGGCAGCCCCGGGAAUUUUGCUCUUCCUGCCGGCUCACCUGUGUAUUUGGAGGAGGCCACCAUGCUAAAUUCAGAUGCUGGUGACAUGAUUGAAAUGCAGGGCUUUGGGCCCAGCCUGCCAACCUGGCACCUGGAGGCCCUGUGCCGCCAGGGCCCCUCCUGCCUCUCCUGCUCCACCAGCAGCUCCCCAUAUGCAGCCCCCAGCCAUUGCAGCCGUGUCCCCGACCGGUUGCCCCUCAGGCUGCUGUGUGAGAGCAUGAAGAGGCAGAUCGUGUCCCGGGCCUUCUACGGCUGGCUGGCUUACUGCCGCCACCUGUCCACGGUGAGGACCCAUCUGUCAGCGCUCGUGCGUCACAGCAUCAUCCCGCCUGCCCGGCCCCCAGGAGCCUCCGGGGGCCUCACCAAGGACGUGUGGAGCAAGUAUCAGAAGGAUGAAAAGAACUACAAGGAGUUGGAGCUGCUACGGCAAGUUUACUAUGGAGGUGUGCAGCACGAGAUCCGUAAGGACGUCUGGCCCUUUCUGCUUGGCCACUAUAAGUUUGGCAUGAACAAGAAGGAGAUGGAGCAGGUGGACUCAGCAGUGGCAGCAAGGUACAAGCGGGUGCUGGCAGAGUGGAAGGCCUGCGAGGUGGCAGUGAGGCAGCGGGAGAGGGACGCGCAGCCAGCCACACUCACCAAGUUCUCCUCGGGCAGCAGCAUCGACAGCCAUGUGCAGCGCCUCAUCCACCGAGAUUCCACCAUCAGCAAUGACGUAUUUCUCUCUGUGGAUGACCUGGAGCCCCCCAAGCCCCCAGGCACUGAAGAUCCCAGACCCGAGCCUGAGCAGGAGCCGGGAGCAGGGCCCCCCGGCACCACCAUGGUGGAACAGCAGCAGUCAGUGGAGUUUGACUCUCCAGACUCGGGACUGCCAUCCUCUCGCAAUUACUCCGUGGCCUCGGGCAUCCAGUCGAGCAUAGACGAGGGGCAGAGCAUGGGCUUCGAGGAGGAGGACGAUGGCGGUGGGGAGGAAGGCUCCGACGGGCCGGUCCUGGCAGCCCGUGUUUUCUCCGAGCCCCAAGAUCCCAGCCAGGAGAAGGCCUCGCGGGCUCGCGAGCUGGAGGCAGGGGAGGAGCUUGCGGCCGUGUGCGCUGCUGCCUACACUAUAGAAUUACUGGAUACUAUGGCCUUAAAUCUGCACCGCAUAGACAAGGAUGUGCAGCGAUGUGACCGCAAUUACUGGUACUUCACGCCCCCCAACCUGGAGAGGCUCAGAGACAUCAUGUGCAGCUAUGUGUGGGAGCACCUGGACGUGGGCUAUGUGCAGGGCAUGUGCGACCUGCUGGCACCUCUCCUGGUCGUCCUCGAUGAUGAUCAGCUGGCCUACAGCUGUUUCAGCCACCUCAUGAAGAGGAUGAGCCAGAACUUCCCCAACGGGGGCGCCAUGGACACCCACUUUGCCAACAUGCGCUCCCUCAUCCAGAUCCUGGACUCAGAGCUGUUUGAGCUGAUGCAUCAGAAUGGAGACUACACCCACUUUUACUUCUGUUACCGCUGGUUCCUCCUGGAUUUUAAGAGAGAGCUGCUGUACGAGGACGUGUUUGCCGUGUGGGAGGUGAUCUGGGCGGCCCGGCACAUCUCAUCAGAGCACUUUGUCCUGUUCAUCGCCCUGGCCCUGGUAGAGGCCUACCGUGAGAUUAUCCGGGACAACAACAUGGACUUCACCGACAUCAUCAAGUUCUUCAAUGUUCUGUCUCCCCCAGAACGGGCUGAGCAUCACGAUGCCCAGGAGAUCCUGCAGAUUGCCCGGGACCUCGUCCACAAGGUGCAGAUGCUCAUAGAGAACAAGUGAGGGCUGUGGCCAGGAAGCGGCAGCUGACUGGAGCCUGGGCUCCGGGCCCCCGGCCCCCACGGGCAGAGGCGCAGGGCAGUGCAGCGGAGACUGCCCGAGCCCCGGCCAACCCUGCCUGCCCACCCGUGUUCCUAACAAAGCGUUUGUGAGCCUGGGAUCGGACUCUGGGCAGUGCUGGCCCUGCAGGGCAAGUCAGGGGCCUGGAUGCCCUCAGGCCAGGGAUGGGAUGGGAGAGGUUGGCCUCAGGGAGUGGCUCCCCUGGGGGACACCUACUCUGCUCCCCUCUCAAACACCUGGAAAUAGCCCCACUGUCACCUGCAGCCUCAGCCCAGACUGCUCCUCCUGGCCUCUCCUAGGUCAGCCUGGGGCCGUAUAGAUAUAACGGGCGGUAGUUGCCUGGCCCCACCUGGCAUGGGUCAUGUGGGCAAAGGGACUCUGUGCUGUAUCUCUUCUUCGAGUCCUCUUGCAGCCAUAGUGCAUAUGCCCACCGCAGCCCCAGUGGGGGCAGCCAGAACAGCUGCCGGUUCGGGCAUGUGUUCUGGGUGCAGGAGACCUUGAGGCAGUCAGAAGAUGCGGGCCCAGUGGGAGAAGCCCACCUCAGCAGCACUGCCACUGCCUUUGGCCACCUGGGGUGACCCCGUGCGCUCCCCAGCCCGUACAGGGCACCUACGUGUACCUGUACAGUUUCACUCUCGCCACCUAGUUCUUGCUUUAUGCAUUAGAUGCCCCCCUGAAAAAUGACACUUUUGCCCACUGGAUGACCUGGAAACGCAGUGGGAGCAUUGCCCUCGAGAGGAAUCCCAGGGUGAUUCUUUAGGGAGGAAAUCCUGUGAUAGCCUCCUCUCAGGGACAGGCCCCAGAGCUUUGGGACAGCCCAUCGCCUGUCUCAGGCACCCACUGGGUCCCUCAGUCUGGGGGGGAGGAGGGGAGGGGAGGAUGCCUGGGUCAUCCCUGUUUGUCCCUGGUGAGGAGCAAGGCCAGCCCUGCCUGCCCCAUGCUCCUCAGGAUGCCAAGAAGCCUGGAGACCUGAAGCCCCCUGGAGGAGCCUCACUCAUAGAGAUGUCGGGAAGGGCCCAGCUCCUGAUCCCAGGCCUAAGCACACUGCUUGCUCUGUCAUCCCUACUUGCCCCCCCACCCCUAAACACAUAAGGCUAAGGCUCUGCCCUGGGGCCAUUCUGCCACAGGGGCCUGUCCAGCAGUCACUUAGGUCUGGAGACUCCCUGCCUUUGAGAAACAUGAAAAGGGCCCAGCGGCCCUUGGGCAUCCUGCAGUCUCCUCAACCCACCCCUGUCCUGGGCACUGCAUGGCCUGUCUGAGGGCCAACUGCCCCAUUGCCUACCCUUGUCUGUGAAUCCUCAGCCUCCACCAAGCAUGGUGGCCAUUGUGUGCCUGCCUUAGUGACUCUGGUUUUGUGAGAAGCAGAGUGUAUAUGUUUUUUGGUUCAGAAACUAUACUCUUCAGUGUUGUUAACAGACCAAUAAACACAGCAUUUGGCAAUC